Messenger RNA from Gossypium arboreum, 948 nucleotides. RefSeq names its product protein RGF1 INDUCIBLE TRANSCRIPTION FACTOR 1-like. Gene Ontology annotation, molecular function: zinc ion binding. The record is from RefSeq and is a predicted model, not a curated record. The coding region runs from base 118 to 702 and encodes 194 amino acids. NCBI's taxonomy places the organism in Eukaryota, Viridiplantae, Streptophyta, Magnoliopsida, Malvales, Malvaceae. The transcript has 4 exons.
AAUCUGGUCCUUUAUUUACACCUCGAUUCCAUCGAUGUUUAUCACCAAACUUUCUUAUCAAAUUAAACACUGAAAAAUCAGACUCUUCUCUGCCCUCACCAUUCAAUACAAGCUACCAUGAGUGAUUCCUCCAACUUUGUAAGCCAGGUUGAAGAAGAAGUUAUAGAAAAGAGAAAUGAAAAGCCAGAGUGGGUAGAAGCAUUUCUGCGAAGAACAUUCUUUGAUGGAUGUACACUUCACCCAAUUCGAAGGAACGAAAAGAACAGAUACUGUAUCAACUGUGACUCAUCUGCUUGCCAAUAUUGCUUGUCUUCCACCUCUCAUCGCCAUCACAAGAUUCUUAAAAUAUAUCGGCAUGUCUACAAGGACGUUGUCUCACUAGUUGCCAUGGAGAAGUACAUUGAUUGUGCUGACAUUCAGCCAUACAAGUGCAAUAAACGGCUGGUAAUAGCAUUGAAUCCUCUCCCCCAUUGUGGUCCGAUAUUGAACACUGAGACAUCAUGUGACAUCUGCAAGAGAAGGUUAGCUGAACCAGAUCUUUAUCGUUAUUGCUCUAUUUCUUGCAAGGUCAUAGCAUUUGAGAGGAAAUCAAGCGAUUUAGCUCCCCCUUUUCUUUCGAUCAGGUCCCCAAAGAAAGCUUUGAAAGCUGAGCAACUAAAGCACAAAAGAAAAGGAAAACCUCAAAGGGCUCCCUUCUUUUAAUGUCCAAAAUAUUCUUAACACCCAACAAUUGAUUUUCUUCAUAUAUAUUGUUUUGUUUUGGACAAUCCCCCUCAAGUUGAGGGGGUGAAAAAUAUCCUUCAUUUCCAACUUGGAACUAAGAUACUUAUGCUGUUGCACACUUAGGCUCUUUGUCAUUAUGUCUGCAGUCUAUUCUUUAGUUGAAACAUGUUGUGUCUUGAUUCAGUCCUUGGAUUUUCUCCCUAACAAAAUGACAGUCGAUUUCUA